This is a messenger RNA of Truncatella angustata, 1458 nucleotides long. RefSeq lists its product as uncharacterized. NCBI's taxonomy places the organism in Eukaryota, Fungi, Ascomycota, Sordariomycetes, Amphisphaeriales, Sporocadaceae. Bases 1 to 1458 code for a protein of 485 amino acids. The record is from RefSeq and is a predicted model, not a curated record. The transcript has a single exon.
AUGGCGUUGACCGUUAAGCAUCUCAACUCUGAUGCAUCCUUUCUGCUCUCAUUCGAGCCGGUCUGUUCAGAUCCUACCAGAGGUUCCGUGGUGAUUCCACAACCUUUCACGAUCCUGCUUGAUCCAUGGAUUACUGGGCCAUCCAAAAUCUUCCACUCCAAGUUCUCAAUUACAACUCACAAAACGCCACCAUGCGUGGCCUCGCUUUCGGAGCUGCCUGAACCAGACUUGGUCAUUAUCACCCAGGCCAAAAGUGAUCAUUGCAAUGAGCCUACAUUGCGUCAACUGCCGGCUUCCGGCACAAAAACGCUCAUUCUUGCCGAACCUGCUUCGGCGCGUUUGAUAAAGAGCUGGAAGUACUUUGACCGCAACAAGAUCCGGACCGUCGAGCCGUAUAAGGAUUCACGAAUUGCGGGCAAGUCCACCACCAUCCGCAUUGCAGUACCGCCGGUGACGCCCGGCGGUCCGGCGGGCGAGGUCACGGUGUCAUGGAUUCCUCAGAAACGGGACAUUGCCGGCCUACAUGGCGGCAUGGGGAUAACAUAUCGACCUCCACCCACACAAUACCUCGCCAAGCCGGGUCUCAUAACACCACCGGCGACACCCAUCAUGACCAAGAUCCCACCCAUGCUUCUGUCCACGGUUUCGACAACCGACAUGCACGCGCUGCCACCAAGCCCGCCAAUCUCACCUCUCUCACUCCGCUCUGUACAGUCCGCGUCAACUCUAGUCGCCUCGUCGCCGCUCUCACCAAAUCACCCUGCGGCUUUAAACCGCUGUCUGUCCCCGUCACCGCGCUCCCCUACAAGCACGAUAUCCCCCAUGUCUCAGGCGGGAACCCGCCCCAUCUCCGUACUCUUCUCCCCGCACGGCAUCUCCUACAACUACGUGGCACCCUGGGCGACGUCCCAUCUGGUAUCCGAGGCGGCCCUGCCCCUGACGGCCCUGCUCCACUGCAUGGAUAGCAUCAGCAACCCCUGGUGGCUCGGCGGUAACAUAUGCUCCGGGACCCUGAUCGGGGCCGAGAUCGCGAGGAAGCUGGGCGCGAGGUGCUGGAUCUCGGCCCACGACGCGGAGAAGGAUGUCCGGGGCAUUGGGACGGGGCUCCUCAAGACGAAGCGGUGGGGGAGGGAAGAGAUCCUAGGCAUCGUAGGGUCCGAGAAGGAUGACGACGACGACGAGAAUCAGAAUCAGCGGGCGAGAGCGUGGAAAAGCAGCAGUACCCUCGGGUUGGGGCUCGAUACGGAUAGAAGGAUCGAAGUCCUGAGGCUGGAGAGCGGCGAAGAUGUCCUGGUCACGGGCGACGGCAUGGUGCUGGCUUCUUCUCCGCCGAAGCCGAAGAUGAGCAGCAUAGGCGAGGAGGACAAGGAGAAUGUGCAAAUCUUACCGGCAGUCCGUCAGCAGCUGAAAGAGGGCAAGACUCUGGGGCACCGCCGGUCUAAACGACUGCUCAUAUGA